This is a messenger RNA of Diabrotica virgifera virgifera (western corn rootworm), 3595 nucleotides long. Its product is annotated as protein artichoke-like. The record is from RefSeq and is a predicted model, not a curated record. Bases 300 to 3533 code for a protein of 1077 amino acids. Gene Ontology annotation, molecular function: protein binding. NCBI's taxonomy places the organism in Eukaryota, Metazoa, Arthropoda, Insecta, Coleoptera, Chrysomelidae. The transcript is spliced from 2 exons.
GACUUGCUUCAAUACAUAGUGAGUUUGAAAUUAUCUUAGAUGAUAAUAUAAAAGCUCUAAAGAAAGAUAUGUUCGGUAAUACCGGACAAAACAGAUAUUGUUGGUAAACUGAAAGUUUGUUUACUCCUACCAUUCAUUAACUAAAAAUAAAUGUUAACUUCUGAUAAUAGAAACAAAACAUCUUAACUAAAGUACAUACGUCUCAGAAAGUUACUAGAUACCCAACGUUAGUGAAUAUACAUGUUUUACAAUUUACAAUACUUAUUCGUAUUUUUGGCUCUCCACUGAUAUUAAGGGAAAUGAUUGGAUUUCUGGUACUGGUUUCACUCCUGCCUACAAUAAGUUUAUGCGGCGGAUGUAAUUAUAGUUCUAAUACUGUUCAUUGUCAAGGAAUAACACAAGAUGAUUUCCUCAUGGAACUACUUCGAAAUAAAGAUUUAAUAUUUGAUUUAGAUGAAAUUGUGAUUGAAGAUUCUGACUUUUCCAAUAUACAACCGUUUGUAGAUAUUUCAAACGUUUUGUAUCCAGAACAGGUUAAUAUUCAUUCUUUAACUAUUAGAAGAUCUAGAGUAGAUACGGUCAGUAACGACACAUUUGGGGCUUUCAAGAAUUUGAAGGAACUAAAUUUAAGUCAAAAUAAUAUAACAAAUCUGGUUUGGUUAACUGGUCUACCAUAUUGCUAUGCUUGUAAUUUAGAUUUAAGUUAUAACAACAUUUCUGAAGUUGAAUUUAAUGAUUUGAAGCAAAUGUCAUCAAUUUGGUUAAGCAAUAACGAAAUUUCUAUAUUAAAACCAGCUUCUGAUCAAACAAAUUUUGAUUUUAUAGAUUUGAGCCAUAAUAAAUUAGUGUCUUUCUCCGAAUUUGAGUCCAAUGUAAAUAUACGAUCUUUAGAUUUAAGUUAUAAUUAUCUACAAAAGCUGGCGUUAGAAAGUGAUAAAGAUCUUUUAAAAAUUGAGGGUUAUGGGAAUAGUAAUAUUUCGUAUAUUGGCAAUAGCAACUCUUAUAGUGUUUCUAAUUUUUACUCCAGUUUUAUACCUAAUAAUACUUUAAGCAUAUAUUAUAUAUUUAAGUUAAACUGGUUUGAUACAGAUAUGCCAGUUUUGGAUAGUAAUAAACUACCCAGUAUAAGCUCAGCAGGUACUAUUGAUUUUUCGAACAAUAACUUAACCAGUAUUCCGCAAAAUUAUUUUCAAUCUGUUCAAGCUUCUGUAUUUAAUCUGAGCUUCAAUAACUUUGAUGUAUUAUCUAAUAGAGUUUUCGGAGUAAAUUCAGCCAUUACUACUAUUGAUUUAUCUGUUUCUAAUAUAAGAAAAAUAAGUAAUGAAUUUUUCAUAAACUGCUGUUCUUCCAGUUCGAUCUUCGUAAAUUUAAGUGGUAACGCCAUUGAAAAAUUAGAUGGACUUUGUACGAGAAUACCGCAACUAAACAUUUUAGAUCUUUCUUCUAAUAGAAUAACAAAUUUAUCUCAAAUAUCACUAUCGAAUUGUUCAUAUUUAAAUUCGUAUAAUAUUUCCAACAAUUUUAUAAGCCACAUUCAUCCAGGAGCUUUUCAAGACGUACCUAUAAAAACUCUUGAUUUAAAUGAAAAUAAUUUAUUGUUUAUCAAUAAGUUAACUUUUAGAUACCUUCAAAGCGUUCUAAAAAAUAUUAAUCUAAGAAAAAAUAACAUAUCGACUGUGGGUAGCAAAAGUUUUGGUGAUUUUGAUAAUUUAGAAAUUAUUGACCUAUCAGAAAAUAAAAUAAGGAAUAUUGAAUCGUAUGCUUUCUCAAAUUUGGAAUAUAUUGACACAAUUAAUUUGUCUAACAAUGCAAUUGAAUUACUGCAAAGCUAUACCUUCUACAAUAUUAGUGUCCAAAAUAUCGAUCUUAAAAAUAACCCCAUUCAUUAUAUCAAAGAAAAAGCCUUCUCUAACUUAAAUAAUUUAGAGUCUCUAAAUCUUUCGAACAGUGCUAUCACAUUAUUAGAAAGUGAUGUUUUCUUUAGUUUACCAGCAAUCCGUACCAUAGAUUUAAGCAAUAAUUACAUAUAUUUUUUAAGUAGCUAUACUUUUAAAAACUUACCUGUAAAAAACAUUUACUUAUAUGGAAAUAAAAUAGAAACAAUUUCUCAAAACGCUUUCUACAAUUUGCAGAACUUGAAAUAUUUGGACUUAUCUAAAUUGGGAAUUUCAAUAAUUGAUACCUACGCUUUUAACAACAUGACUAGUUUGGUAGAAGUAAACUUGAAAAAUAACAAUAUAGAGGGAAUUGGGAAAUAUACAUUUCACAUAGUUAAUAUUGGGACGUUACUUCUUAAUUCAAUAUCAAACCCAGUAAUCUUGGAUAAUACCGUUGAAAUUAACACAUUGAUAAUUCAGUUGACUGGUACAGUAGAAGAACAGUUUAUUUCAAGUAUUUUCCUUAAAAAUUUAACUAUAAUAGAUUCUCAUAUUGAAUUACUAAAGAACAAUUGCUUUGUCGAUUUGCCACUAUUAACAUCUCUUAAUUUAAUAAAUACGACAAUUGACGUUUCUGAAGAUUAUGUUUUUAGCGGUUUAACGAGUUUAACUUAUUUAGAUGCAUCACAAAUAUUUAAAAAUAAAACGUUGUUAAAAGAAUAUACAUUUGAAGAUAUGCGGAAUUUACAAGUUCUUAUUAUCUCUAAUUCUGCUUUAGAUACAAUAGAAAAUAACGCUUUUGUCGGUCUUUCGAAUCUAAAAGAACUACAUUUGCAAGGAAACAAAUUGACAGUUGUUAACUUUAACUUUCCAAAUAACGUUAAAUAUUUAGAUCUAUCGUGUAAUUUUAUUGCAAAUAUCCAUUCACAAACAUUUAGAUCAUUAGAAAAUUUAGCUAUAAAUCAAUCUAAAAUUCAGACUCUAAGCAUAGAAACUUUAAAUUUGUCAAGAAACAAAUUGAAAGUUGUAAACUUAACGAUAAUCACUAACGGUUUACCCAACUUGAUUACACUUAAUCUUAGCUCGUCAUCUAUAAAAAUCCUCCAAACCUCAAAACUGGGAACUCCAAAUACAGUUCAAUAUUUAGACUUAUCAAAUAAUUUUAUUGCAAAUUUUGAUUCGCACACAUUUAGAUUAUUCAAAGCUUUAGUUGAGUUGGAUCUUCAUACCAACCAGUUGGUAACAAUUGGGUAUGAAUCCUUCAAUUGUACAAAAAAUCUUCAAACACUGAGAUUAGAUAAUAAUAAAAUCACUUCCUUGAGUGAUGGUGUAAUGGAUGGAUUAGAAAACCUAUCAUUUCUUAAUAUAUCUGAUAAUAAAAAAUUAUUUUUCCGAAGUAAUUUGGUACCUUUUCAAACACUAAGAACUUUAGAUACGUUUUAUGUAGAUAAUACCUACUUGAACAGAUUUACUAUUGAUGUGAAAACAUUCAGAAAAACUUUUCCCCGUUUAUCCAAAAUUGGUAUCAAUGACAACCAGUUAUCUUGCAAUGAUUUAUUAAAAAUAAUGGUAUAUUUCGAUGAUUGCAACAUUGACUACAGGCCUUAUAAUCCAAAAAUUAAUGUAAACAAUUUGAAUGGAAUAACAUGUACUUAAAUAGAAACUAUUGUACUAAAUAUUAUACUGAUAUAUAAAUAAUUAUAAAGGUCUCUAUUUUC